Messenger RNA from Salvia splendens (bonfire salvia), 3312 nucleotides. RefSeq names its product plasma membrane ATPase 4. Gene Ontology annotation, biological process: proton export across plasma membrane. The coding region runs from base 101 to 3064 and encodes 987 amino acids. The record is from RefSeq and is a predicted model, not a curated record. The transcript is spliced from 15 exons. Lineage: Eukaryota; Viridiplantae; Streptophyta; Magnoliopsida; Lamiales; Lamiaceae. Gene Ontology annotation, molecular function: ATP hydrolysis activity; P-type proton-exporting transporter activity; ATP binding. Gene Ontology annotation, cellular component: membrane.
UUCUUCUUACCAUUUUCCUCUCUUGGAAUGAGAGCUCCUUCAUUACUCCAUCACUGAACUAUUCCAUUUCUCCCUUCCUCCUCUUCACAUCUAGCCAGCCAUGGGCGGUGAUAAAGCUAUCAGCCUUGAAGAAAUCAAGAAUGAGACUGUUGAUCUGGAGAAAGUCCCAAUUGAGGAAGUGUUUGAGCAACUGAAAUGCACCAGGGAGGGACUGAGCACCGACGAAGGGGCCAACAGGCUUCAAAUUUUCGGCCCCAACAAGUUGGAAGAGAAGAAGGAAAGCAAAUUUCUCAAGUUCCUCGGUUUCAUGUGGAAUCCACUCUCUUGGGUCAUGGAGGCUGCUGCUAUCAUGGCCAUUGCUCUGGCUAAUGGAGGCGGAAAGCCCCCGGAUUGGCAGGAUUUCGUUGGUAUUGUUUGCCUGCUUGUUAUCAACUCUACUAUAAGUUUCAUCGAGGAGAACAACGCAGGAAAUGCUGCUGCAGCCCUUAUGGCUGGUCUUGCUCCCAAAACAAAGGUUCUCAGGGAUGGUCGAUGGAGCGAGCAGGAAGCCGCUAUUCUGGUGCCUGGAGACAUUAUCAGCAUUAAGCUGGGAGAUAUUGUCCCUGCUGAUGCUCGUCUUCUUGAAGGCGAUCCUUUAAAGAUUGACCAGUCUGCUCUCACAGGAGAAUCCCUUCCAGUGACCAAGAACGCGUAUGAUGAAGUUUUCUCUGGCUCGACCUGCAAACAGGGUGAACUAGAAGCAGUAGUCAUUGCCACCGGUGUCCACACUUUCUUUGGAAAGGCGGCACAUCUAGUGGACAGCACCAACCAGGUGGGACACUUUCAGAAAGUGCUCACUGCAAUCGGUAACUUCUGUAUCUGCUCCAUCGCUGUUGGUAUGGUAGCCGAGAUCAUAGUGAUGUACCCAAUCCAGCACAGACCAUACAGAAAGGGGAUAGAUAACCUCCUUGUUCUUUUGAUCGGAGGUAUUCCCAUCGCUAUGCCCACUGUCUUGUCUGUCACCAUGGCUAUUGGGUCCCACAGGCUAUCGCAGCAGGGUGCAAUCACCAAGAGAAUGACUGCCAUUGAGGAAAUGGCUGGAAUGGAUGUCUUGUGUAGUGACAAGACUGGAACUUUGACCCUAAACAAAUUGACUGUUGAUAAAUCCUUGAUCGAGGUCUUCACUAAGGGUGUGGAUCCCGAGCACGUGCUACUCCUUGCUGCAAGGGCAUCCAGAACUGAAAACCAAGAUGCUAUCGAUGCUGCCAUUGUUGGUACACUUGCUGAUCCAAAAGAGGCAAGAGCUGGUAUCAAAGAGGUUCACUUCUUCCCUUUCAACCCUGUGGACAAAAGGACUGCUUUGACAUACAUUGACAACCAAGGGAACUGGCACCGAGCUAGCAAGGGAGCUCCCGAACAGAUUUUGACCCUGUGCAACUGCAGAGAAGACUUAAAGAAAAAAGUUCACAGCGUUAUCGAUAAAUUUGCUGAGCGUGGACUUCGGUCUUUGGCUGUUGCCAGACAGGAAGUUCCAGAGAAAUCGAAGGAUGCCCCUGGUAGUCCAUGGCAAUUUAUUGGACUUCUAUCCCUUUUUGAUCCUCCCAGACAUGACAGUGCUGAGACCAUCCGCAGAGCUCUAAACCUCGGUGUUAACGUUAAAAUGAUUACAGGUGACCAACUUGCCAUUGGUAAGGAGACUGGCCGUAGACUUGGUAUGGGAGUAAACAUGUACCCAUCUGCUUCUUUGCUGGGUAAUCACAAGGAUGAGUCUAUAGCCCACCUUCCUGUUGAAGAACUUAUUGAGAAGGCAGAUGGUUUUGCCGGGGUCUUCCCAGGUGGGUGUUUUUUCCCAUUUACAAUCAUAUUAUAUCAAAGUUCUCUAGCUUUUUCGAUAGGGGACGAAAAAUUUACAUUCUAUUUUUGUUUCCAUACAGAGCACAAAUACGAAAUCGUGAAGAAACUGCAGGAGAGAAAGCACAUUGUUGGAAUGACAGGCGAUGGUGUCAACGAUGCCCCUGCUUUGAAGAAGGCAGAUAUCGGAAUUGCUGUUGCUGACGCUACUGAUGCUGCAAGAAGUGCAUCUGACAUUGUGCUAACUGAACCCGGGCUUAGUGUUAUCAUUAGUGCAGUGCUGACCAGCAGAGCUAUCUUCCAGAGAAUGAAGAACUAUACGAUAUAUGCAGUGUCCAUCACCAUCCGUAUUGUGUUUGGCUUCAUGUUCAUUGCAUUGAUUUGGAAGUUUGAUUUCUCCCCCUUCAUGGUGCUUAUCAUUGCCAUUCUGAAUGAUGGUACAAUUAUGACCAUCUCUAAGGAUAGAGUGAAGCCAUCUCCAUUGCCUGAUAGCUGGAAGCUAAAAGAGAUUUUUGCCACUGGCAUAGUUCUUGGAGGCUAUCUUGCUCUAAUGACUGUCAUUUUCUUUUGGCUAAUCUACGAAACCGACUUUUUCCCAGACAAAUUUGGAGUCAGAACUAUCAGAGAUAACGAGGAAGAAAUGAUGGCUGUUGUAUACUUGCAAGUGAGUAUUGUUAGCCAAGCCCUUAUCUUCGUGACCAGAUCCCGCAGCUGGUCGUUUGUGGAACGCCCUGGGCUUCUUCUCUUGACUGCUUUCGCGAUUGCUCAACUGAUUGCAACUCUGAUAGCUGUGUAUGCCAACUGGGGCUUUGCAAGAAUUCAAGGCUGUGGCUGGGGAUGGGCUGGUGUUAUCUGGAUUUACAGCAUUGUCUUUUAUGUGCCCCUCGACUUGAUGAAGUUCGCCAUCCGUUACGUCUUGAGUGGAAAGGCGUGGCAAAACCUGUAUGACAACAAGACUGCGUUCACGACCAAGAAAGACUUUGGAAAAGAAGAGAGAGAAGCUCAAUGGGCUCAUGCUCAGAGAACUCUGCAUGGACUUCAAACACCAGAAGCUAACAACAUCUUGAAUGAGAAGAGCAGCUACCGCGAGUUGUCAGAAAUCGCAGAGCAGGCCAAGAGGAGAGCCGAGAUUGCAAGGCUGCGCGAGCUGCACACACUAAAGGGCCACGUUGAAUCUGUUGUGAAGCUGAAGGGGCUCGACAUUGAGACAAUCCAGCAGCACUACACCGUCUAGACAAAAGCCUAAUGGAAUCAAUGCGAGGAGCUGUUCUGGGGGCGAGAGAAUACAUUCGAAGAACAGACGAUAACCUUUUAGAUAAAAACUGUUCUUGAGAGGAACAUGAUGCCCAAUUCCUCAUUAUUUCUUCUGUUUCUUGUUUCUUAAUGUAAUGUCAGUUAAGCUGAUCUUCAACUCUUGUAUGAAUACAAUGGCAUCUCCCUGUUACAAAGUUUUCAUAACUAAGAGGAUCUUCUAUUUUUGCA